UAAACCUGACAGGCACCAGGACCCAGCGCGCCCGCAGACGGAGCCCGUCCGACAUCCGAUUCUGCAUCGAUGAUAGCGCAUGCUCAGCUCUUGGCUUGUGAUCACUUCCAACGGCACGGCCUACCGUGUAUCGCCCCCGUCCCAGGCGCGCCCUGCAAUGCGUGUGUCUCCGCGUCGCACAAGAUAUGUAGUAUUGCGACCAAAGCGCCGUGCUCGCGCUGCCGAUACAUGGGUAUGGAAUCGAACUGCGUCUGGACGCCUGGAGAGCCAUGUGCAGUCUGUGUGCGUGCGGGGAAGAAUUGUCAGUUCCCGCGGCCGGUAUGCACCGCCUGCGCUGCUGCCAACGCAAAAGCGCUCACCGAGCGGGGCCACACCUCGUUGGGGCGCUGCUCUGCGUUCCGGUGGGGCGUGCCAUGCGACACAUGUUACGCUCAGGACAUGCUGUGCAGCCUGGAGACGCUUUGGAAGGAGAUGCCCGCACGCAUAGGCCCAGAAAAGGAGGGAACGGAAGUGAAGAAGAACCGGGCGUCCAAGACGGGGAGAGAGAAGAAGCCAUGGGCCAAGCCAUAGCAGCUUCUGUCGCGGCAGAAGCUUCGGCAAUAUCAUCCAUAAUCACGAGCAUAGCAGCGGAACCGCGUACAGCAGUAGAGCCACCUACAGCAGCGGAACCGCCUACAGUAGCACAAUCGCCUACAGCAGCGCAACCACCUACCGUAGCGGCUCCGUCGGCGGGCGCACAACGUCAGGGCAGACUAAGGAUUAGAGAUAUCUCUGUCGCGAUCAUCCCGCCUCGAACAUCUCGUCCUUCACCAGCCACGCCUGUCACAAUUCCUGUAGUUGAGUCUGACUCAUCCGAUGAGGAGCCUCUUUCCCGCAGCCACCAGCGCGCCGCAUCGUGUCGCAGAGCGACUGUACACGAUGGCGAGGUCGUGACGAAUAAGCUUACCUCUCUCCACUCCAACCAUGUUGUCGACUCAGAAUCUGAGCUUUCUUCCCUGUCAGACCUUGACUCUGACUCAGACGCGGAGUCUUAUCCUCCAUCGCAGACGAACCCUACGGCAUCCGCACAGGAACACAUCCUCCACCGAAGUCACCUCGAUCCGCAACGCUCGGCGCUACCUGUCACGACCGUGCAGCGCAACUUGUACGUGUCAAGGCCAGCGGCGAGGAGCGCGGGUUUGGCACACAACGAACACGCGGCCUACGCGCCUGUUGUAUUUCGAAGAGGCGAGCACGAUGCUCUGGAAGAGUGCGGACACACACAGGAGAUGCGUCCACUCACGCUGCUCGACGUUCAGGAACCGCUCCCGCCAGAAGUAACGCUAUCCCUGGGGACGCAACCCACCGACAAUGACGGCGAUGCCACUACUGACAUGCCAAAACUCAAAUGGAGGAGGUUCGUCGCACAUGACGACGUCGCGAUCCGAGGCGAGAGUGCUAUGCCAGCAGUUGACUCCGAACGUGUCGAUUGGCCGCACCCCCCGCCAGUACGCCAAGGGCACACUGCGAGCACGGUGGUAGCAGACAGCGGGAUCACCGUCAAAUCCGAACCCGUUGACGGGACAGCAGUGUUACAUCCUUUGAGCCGCUCAGCGGGCGUGAGCGCGCCGGAGACAUCUAGGAGAGACAGUAUUGGCGCAGCAAGUUCAUUGCCUGAAAUGGACGGCACCAUCGAUGUUCGCCGCACGCCAGCCGAGUCUGCUGCGCUCGCACCAGUCAAGCUCGAAAGCACCGACAGCGAGCCGCCGUUUAGCGAAAUCAGCUCCUUGACGACCAGCCACGGAUCGUCCCCAUCAGGCCCUUCGCCCCUUGCUGGGUCCCCAUACCCCGUCCAUGCGACCACAUGCCCCGACGCCCCGCCUUCCGUGUGCGAGCAUGUCGGCGCACAGACCUUCGAGGGUGCAGCACUGCCAGUGUGGGACACACAUGCGUCACCGGACAGCACCAGCUCUGCGGCACUUGUGCAGCGGGUCGCGUCACUCGAGGCGAUCAUUGCACGGCUCUGUACAUUGCUCGAGCGGCGGGACGAAGGCGUGGGCACGGGGAUUUGAAUGGAAGGGGUUGUCCGUUUCGCUGGUAGAGUCUCGAGCCUCAGGCCUCAGCGCUCAGCCUUGAUUAGGGAUGGAGAUAGAUUUUUAACCUGGAAACAUAGUAUAUAAUACAGUUACAUCCAGGCUACCUCCUUAAUACAUACUUACAUUCGCUUCUACCACGUCAGCUAGAAACCAGCGUAUU
Phanerochaete carnosa HHB-10118-sp is the source of this 2235-nucleotide messenger RNA. RefSeq lists its product as uncharacterized. Lineage: Eukaryota; Fungi; Basidiomycota; Agaricomycetes; Polyporales; Phanerochaetaceae. The record is from RefSeq and is a predicted model, not a curated record. The transcript has a single exon. The coding region runs from base 1659 to 2051 and encodes 130 amino acids.